CUACAACCUAGCAACAAACAAAUGCAGCAGCUCCAGCUGUUUCCGUCACCGAGGGACACAUUGUAACCAACCACUACCCCAAAUACGAACUUCCCACAGCCGGCAGCGUUAUGUUUGGAUCUGUAUGACCGCCCCUCUGUCAGCACAGAUAUUCGCCUGACAGACUCCGCGUUGGGGCGAACUGAUCACUGCUUCACGUGACGUCAAAACAAGUUGUGUUGACAGCUACCCCCGACUAGCCUGAUGCUAGCUAGUCCUGUUGCGUCGGGUCCUGGCAAGUCCCCCGCAGACUCUCGUUGUUUUAGAGGUGUGCUGGCCGUCUUUCCUCCAUGCUGGGUGGUGUAUAGGUUUGAGACAUGCAGGACAGGUACAGCGAGAUAGGGUUUGUCCAGCAAAUCCUCGGAUUGAAUUUAGUGCCGAGAAAAAAUGGCACGCACCGAGGAAACGACACAUCUCUCGACGACUUCUCAGAGAUGUGGUACGGAGUGUUCCUGUGGGCAGCGGUCUCCUCGUUGAUCUUCCACCUGCCUGCGGCUCUGCUGGCCAUUGCAACGCUCCGCCAGCAUAAGAUGGCCCGGUUCAUGCCCAUCGCCAUCCUCCUCAUGGGCCUCCUUGGACCAGUUUUUGGGGGGGUGCUAACAAGUGCAGCCAUAGCAGGUGUGUACAAGGCGGCAGGAAAGAAGAUGUUCUCUUUGGAGGCCCUCGUGUUUGGUGUGGGCCAGUCCUUCUGUGUCCUCAUCAUCUCCUUCCUUAGGGUCCUCGCCACCCUUUAGUAGCACGGAGGCCGGCCCGGCCCGACUCGGGACGAGACGAAGGUUACCCCGUGUUAUACCCGGGACAUGCGUAAACCAGUCAGACCUGUGUCUUGGUGUCCCGUCCUGCUGGUGGACCAGAGACCGGAGUGGAUUUGAUUCAAACCUCGGACUUGCUGGCCGUCCGUAUGACGUUUUCACCGCAGGACGGCAUGAUGCUACGUGACUUUUCAGUCAUUCCUGCGUGAUGCAAAGGCAGAGCGGGAUGCUGUUAUCUCCUGUUUCUAGGGGUUACAGGUCAACAGCAGGAUGACACUAAGCUAAUCUCAUCUCAGGGUGUGUGUGUGUGUUACAGUUUUACUCCAUGCAAUGACUGGGACAAGAACACAAUGGUUAUAUGCAACGAUUUUGGCUUUUCCCCUCGAGGCCUUAACUUCUAUUUUCUAACUUCCAAAGCGGUGUUUUCUCUUCAGGGCAGUUUGUUCUUUAACACGGUCUCUCUUGCUGCUCAUAUUUUAAUUUUUGUUGAAACAAAUUGAAACCUGACUGCCUGUGUGUUAUUGUUAUUUCCACUUAGUGGGAAACUUUGCCUGCAAAUUUAUUCUAAACAAGCAUCAAGUGAACUUUUGUUUUUAAUGAUCUGUUUUAUGGGACAGGAAUUGAAUUCUUGCCGAAUGUCACUGAUUUGUCUGCCCUGGGUUAAUAGAUGAGGGGGGGGGGGCUUCUCUCUGUGAUUUUUACAGGUGUCACACUGAACUGAUUUUUACAUAUUUUAAGUUAUUUCCAGGGUUUUUAUAGCUUUUUUUAAAAUCCUCAUGACCAAAUGUGUUUUGCUGGUUUAUUUUUCUGCUCUACACUGAACAAAGGACACAAUGGGUAGCGUCUGUGCAACUUCCAGAUAUUAAAGUAUUAAUUAUUGGCCCUUGAUUUUACAUUUAGCAUCUUUGAUUGAAAAGCUGAUAACCUGCGUUUGGUCUUUUCUACACAAACAGCAAAUCUUUGCAUCGGCCACACAGUCUUCUAUUGAAUUAUAUGCCUCUGUAUUGCUCUGAUUCAUUUGGCGUGUAUCACACACAGUGUUUCUUCCCGUGAAAUUGAGGUUCUCCACAUUCCCACUGCUCACGCCGUCCUGAUCUCUGCAACUCCAAGCGAGCGCAAACGUUGGAUUUUCUCAUAAUCCCCUCAAAGAAUUUUUGUAAUCCUCCUAUAUUUCCCUGUGCUACAAUCACCUCUGUUGCAUCAGAGAGAAAAGUCUCACAGUGCAACAAAUAGAGAAAGUUUGGGAGUUUUGGGAAGUAAAAUCUAUAAAACUAGGAGAGUACUGUUUAAGAUUGUAAGAAAAACAUUGUAGAGGUUCCUACACUUUGCACUUUACAUAUAUUUAGAAGUGCAUGGUUGUUUGAGUGGAGUUGAAUCAAUGGCUUCCAACUCCUCUUAUGCAGAUACAGCCUUGUUUGGAUUUUGUCCUUUGCCCUUUGCUUUUACUAUGUAUAUUUCGGAGAAUGUUUAUUUUUUUAUGGUUGUAUAAUUUUGCUGUGUGUGUGUGUGUGCAAACACUGGUUCUGUUACAGCAGCACGAAUCAGUGCUUUCCCUCCUCUGCCUCAGUGACAACACUGUCCCUUGUCUAUAGGGGAGGCUUCGAUGUGCAGGCCGACUGGGCGUGUCCCCGAUGGGGCUGAAGUCCCUGUUUAUAUGUUACUACUUAACGCAGCGAGUAUUGUGACACUAAAGGAAGUCCACACCGCGGCAACCUUCAUGAAGGAGGCGUCCUUCUAGGACUGCUGGGUUUGGGCUCUGAAAGGGGAACAACAGACCUUUUUAAUCCGCUUGUUGACCUGCAGCUCCGCCGAGUCACUGCGUCUAAAGAGGGGUGUUAACAGCGAAAGGUCCUUCUGGAUCUGUUAGUGGAUCACUGGACAGUCUGCAUCAUACACACCAACAUUGUUUUUCCUUGAAGAGGGUUCCUAGCACCUCUUUUUUGAUUUCUUGUAGUCUGUCACAGUAAGAAUAUAAACUGAAACAUGGUGCAGUCUGAAGAGCGCACUAGGUUUAGCUAGGUGGACCAAAUAUAUUAGCUAAAUGUAAUUUCUCUAAACUCUUGAUUUUGAAUGUCUAAUUUAUUUUAAUUUCCAUUAAUUAUUUAUAGUCAUUUUUGCAGAGAUGGGCUUCCAUACUCGCCAGUUGUCCCGGAUAAACAAUUGGUUCUGAAUGCUCCACCACUCCUGUGAUGUUUUAAAAAAUAAAAUGUUUUCACUUGCAUUGAUGCAAAUUGUUUGACCGCAAGGCGACGCAAACGGAAAUAUAAAAAAUAAUUUCACGUUAAAAGGUGUCUGCUGUAAUAGAACUUCUUAUUUCCACACGGUUUGGUCCACAUUCCUGGACUGGUUAGGUUCCAUUUUAACCAGUUUUUAAAUUAAAGUGCCAAUGGUUGAUUUAUUUUUUCUUUCAUGGAAUAAAAAUGUUUCAACUA
Pungitius pungitius (ninespine stickleback) is the source of this 3223-nucleotide messenger RNA. It is a transcript of the gene tmem170a, whose product is annotated as transmembrane protein 170A. The record is from RefSeq and is a predicted model, not a curated record. Gene Ontology annotation, cellular component: endoplasmic reticulum membrane. Gene Ontology annotation, biological process: endoplasmic reticulum tubular network organization. Lineage: Eukaryota; Metazoa; Chordata; Actinopteri; Perciformes; Gasterosteidae. The transcript is spliced from 3 exons. The coding region runs from base 357 to 773 and encodes 138 amino acids.